Molecule: messenger RNA, 1965 nt
Organism: Colletotrichum orchidophilum
Lineage: Eukaryota; Fungi; Ascomycota; Sordariomycetes; Glomerellales; Glomerellaceae
Product: patatin-like phospholipase
Exons: 4
Coding region: 1-1965 (654 amino acids)
Biological process (GO): arachidonate metabolic process
Cellular component (GO): membrane
Source: RefSeq, a predicted model, not a curated record
AUGGACCUCAAUGGGGUCAAGAGGAGAGACACCACAAAGGGCCCUCCUCUACGCAUCCUAUCUUUAGAUGGCGGAGGAGUCCGUGGUUACUCCAUGUUUAUCAUUCUCCAGGAACUCAUGCACCGCACCUUUGUCGAGAUCGAGGGGAGAGCCCCGCGGCGAAACGAAAUCCCUCGACCUUGCGAUCAUUUCGAUCUCAUCGUCGGAACCGGUACCGGCGGUCUCAUAGCCCUGAUGCUCGGUCGACUGCGUCUAGAUCUAGAGCAGUGCAAGGAGCUUUACGUUAGGAUGACGCGCAUGGUCUUCGAGACCGAUAAGACCAUCGCCGGCAUUCCCUACCGCUCAACCCUCUUCAAGGCCUCGAAGCUUGAGGAGGCUAUCAAGGAGGCUGUGAGGGAACACACCGUCUAUCAAAAAGAGGGCAAUGACGGCACCGAGAAUGAUAUAGUCAGCCCUCUCAGCGGCUACAACACGUCAAAUCCCAAGAGACAUGCGAGCAACGCCAGCACUGUCAGCUUCAGCGCACGUAGCCCCCAGGCCCAGAUGGCACGACCUGCCUUCAACUCGCGUCACGGUGACCCAAACGCAAGACUUUACGACGCAAGGGAGAACAGGACCAAGACCGCUAUCUUGGCAAUGUACAAAGGCUCCCGCAAGGAUAGCCCUGCCGCCGUACUGCGAUCCUACGAUUCAAGAAGAGAGCCCCCCCCGGAGUUUGACUGCAAGAUCUGGCAGGCUGGGCGGGCGACCUGUGCAAUCGGCCUCGCAUUCAAGCCCAUUCAAAUCGGACAGUCUGUGUUUCACGACGACGGUGGCGGCACCUUCAACCCUUCCCCCGAGGCUCUUGACGAAGCCGUGGUGAAUGAGUGGCCUGGCCGCGAAGUCGGCGUGUUCCUCAGUGUCGGCACGGGUAGACGGCCCAAAGGAAGUGAUGCGGACUCACAUAUGUGGUAUGAGGGUUUCCUGGGAGAGUUUGCGGAAGCCCGCCGGAAGCUCAUCUCCAAGAUCGAAGGAUGCGAGGCGAUCCACGAGCAAAUGAGGAAAGAGCACCUGUCGAAGCGGAACGUCAACGUCGAAAACUACUAUCGUCUCAAUGUGGAGGUGGGCGUCGGCGAGUUUGGUAUGAACGAAUGGCAUCGCCUGGCUGAGAUUAGCACGAGCACACGGCAGUACCUGAGGCGGGAAGUCGAACAGAAGAUGAUCCAAGGGGCUUCUGCGAAGAUGGCCAAAAUUCACAAAGCGAAUAUCAGGUUUUCCCGCCUACCAGAUGUCCCCGAACUGGUCAAGUCAAACUCGGAGACGACUGAACCAAUGUCGUUUGCGGUGGAACUGCCAGCCGAUAUCCCUACCUCCUGGCCGCCGCACAACACACCACCCAGCCGCCAAUCUUACGAAUCUGGUUCUGAGCACUUGCAUAUCCCUUCGCCCAUGAGCCCUUCGCCCAUGAGCCCUUCUCCAAGAAGUUCCGGCGAACGACUGCAACCAUCACCGUCACCGCGGCCCGAGCAACGACCCCCACCCCCGGCAAAGGACGACGAGACUGACAGACUCAUUGUCACUGCGCCCACCCCAGCGCAAUAUCGCUACGCAGCAGGCGCUGAUAAGAUUGCUAUCAUGAGCCCCGAUGAGCAUCCGCGAUGGCAGAACCAGCCUUACAACAACGGUCCUGUUCAACAAUCGCAGCAACCACAGCGCAUUCCGCCGCCGCUGCCUCCCAAGACGCCACUUCCUGAGCAUCAGGCAGCCGGUGGCCGCCGUCCCAUCGGCUCGUCGCCUUUGCCCUAUCCGGUGGAUGACGAACCUCCACCAGUGAACAUGGCUAGAAAGCCAGACUACCGCGGGAGUGACUUCCAAAUCCGGGACCUUUCCCCUUUCCUGCCGGUGGCGAGAACCCGAGAACCCGGUCGCCUAGUGGGUCACUACGUCACGGCAGAGUGGGCCCUGUUGAUCAUGAACCGACCUUAA